This is a messenger RNA of Durusdinium trenchii, 2770 nucleotides long. NCBI's taxonomy places the organism in Eukaryota, Dinophyceae, Suessiales, Symbiodiniaceae. The record is from the annotation of a GenBank genome assembly.
CAAGUCCGGCCAAUGGCAGCCCGUGUCUUGGAGACGUGCCUCAAAGACCCCAUUCUUGAGACGCACCUCAGCACCCAUUUCGCCAUGCUCCGAGGGUCUGCCAAGCGCGAGGACAGGUUAGCCUUGCUGAAUGAGCUUGUUCGCUUGGGCCUUGGGGACUUAAAAGAAAAGAAACGACGGCAGGGAGGGACGGGUCGAUAUGUGGAAUUCCAUCGUUGCCCUCUCUCUCCAGCGAUUUCAGCCACCCUUCUGGACCUACAAGUCUCUGAGGCUUUCUGGCCGUCUUCAAUCCCGCAGUCUGCUGGUCAGGAUGCACGUCCUGAGCGCUCACCACUUCCACCAAUGCAUGGCGCAGGAAAACGUGGAAGACACGGGGAGGAGCCAGCAGACAACGCUGAAGAAAACGACGCACGUCGGGGUCGUCCUUCUGCUGAGGAGGUUGCUGCUCUCUACACCAUGCGGUACACACUGCCGUGCGAGCGCGCCUUGUCCAAAGCUUACCUCUGGUGCAAUUCCUGCGAUGCAUGUCAGGAUCGGAAGGGCUGGAAAGCAAUUUGCACAUACAACCAGCCGGAGAAUGAAAUUGAGAGGAAGUCCACUCCAAUCACUGCCCACGGCGAUUUUAGUGCCACACGGGCAUGGAAUCCUCUGACUGCUACUGCCGAGCAUGCUUUGAAGCAGUAUGUGCAAAACCAUACUCGUUUCACAACCCAAGACCUUGUGCGGGUCGUCGAGCAACACCAGCCGGACCGCCCGUCAGACGCCUGGCUCCGCACGUGGGGAAAGAACCACCGCGUGCACAAGGGCAGUGCUGCUUCCCGUGCCAGUUCCUUCAAGUGGGUGGCUGCAGACUGGAGACAAUUGGAGCGUGAACUGGGUUCUGUGCAGGGUGUAGAUGAUGCUGUAAAUGAGCUAAAGGUUGCAGAUCUCCUAUUGGAACCCGAACACACAGCAGUAGUUUUUUGCAACCCAAUGUUGCUGCAAGACACGUUGCGCAGUUUGACAAACAAGACCUACAUAAAAUUGUGCGGAGAUGGCACAUUUAGACUGACAGAAGAUGAUUGGGUCUUGAUGACUGUAGGUGUCUUGUCCAAGCAUUAUGCUGCAUCCGAGGGCGUCUAUGCUUUUCGCACGGUCUUUCAUCCUCUUGUUUUCGGUCUUGCCAACAAAGAAAGUCAGACGACUUACCAGGUUUUAUUUGAAGCUUUGUGUGCGUGCGCUGACCGUUUUGCAGAUGUGGAUUUACGUUCGGCCUGUCACCAAUACCAUGCAGACAUGCACCCUGGUGAGGACCUGGCUCAAAAGUCGGUGUUUCGCUGCGCUAGCCGGGUGACCGACUGGGCACAUGUCAUUGGUGCUUGCAACCGCCCCAAGACCACAAAAGCUUUGAUGCCUGCAGAUGAGAGGAUCAAAACCUUCCGCACAGGUGCCUUUGCCACAGUGAAAAGCCAUUUGACGCAGAGUGGUCUGAAGUUGUUGCCCUUGGUGGAGCGAGCGUUCUUUUGUCUUCGCUGUGUCCCUACAGCUCUGCUUUUUCAUUCCAUCACUGCUUUGCUUCUUCAAACCCUUGUUUCGCAGCAGCCCCCUGAAGAGAAAGCAGCGAAAGCAUUGCAGAGGCAUUACUUUGUCAAGCAUUCGCGCCAGCAAGCCCAGACUGCUUUUGGAGCCUUUGACUGGCCCGGAGAACCAACUACGUUCUACACCGCUGAGUGGUGGUGUGGCCUGCAGCGAAUCCAGCCUGGAUCCGCUUCCGGCACACAAGCGCAGGAGUCAUGGCACCGCUGGAAGCUUAAAAAGUACCUCGGCCUCCGCAGUAGCUUGCAAUCCUUCGCAUCGUCCUUAGCCAGCUUCACUAAGUCACGUCUGAUGGACUUGCGUGCAGCGGGCUCGUGCCUACCCGACAUGCCAGCCGAACCGUUUCCUGAUAAGAUGGUCUUGUGUGAUUCGGACGCACUGACCCGGCAAGGCCGGUCAUCGGCGGAACAGUUUUUUAGGGUGCAGGCGUGGGACCGUUUUGACGAUGAUGAUGGGACAACAUUCUUGUGCAUGCGCCGCACCCUGGCCACAUAUGACCACGCUUCCAAAACUUGGGUCAGAACGCCUGACAAUGCCGUGCAGUGUCCGUCCUCUGGUUUUGCGCAAGCUUUUGCGAACCUUCUCCGGGCCAAUUCUGAAACCUCCUUGACCCGCGCUCUAUUGAACCUCGGCCUGGCGCAGCCUCUUUCGGAUUUGGAAAAGCUUUUGAAGCUGUUGGAUUCCUAUGUUGUUGUUGCAGUGGGCCACUUUGCUGCCCAAUUCUGGCGUCGAGAGUCAAUGGCGCAGGAGCUCAGCCCGCAUACGCAGGGCUUUUGUGCGUUUUGCGGCGAGUUUUGUCUCCACGCAACCUGUGAGCACAUGCAUGCUGCGUUCCUCGUUUUAGGCCAAUUGUCGCUACAGCGGCCAGUGUUUCCCCAGCGAAGCCAGCCGGUACCUUUGUUUGAACAACAGCCUGUUCAAGUCUUGUUGCCCUCGGCUUUGGGUGGGCUCUCGGACCAAAGCCAUCCUCGACCUCAGCCUUUGGCCAUUCCGCGUGAGGACGCUGCACUUGCUGCGUUUCUACGCUGUCACCAGUGGACUUUGUGGAAUCCUCCGCUGCAACAGCAGCAAAUAACAGUUCAUCAGUUGUCCGUCCUGAGCUUUGCAGACCUCCGCCUUGCCUUGCCAAGUCUUCCUUCUGGUGUCCUCCUCCAAAUGCAAAGCGCUGCCACGAAGUGGGUGCAGCAUCAGGCCU